AUGAACGCCGCCAUGCAGCCCAACUACCGUGGCUAUCCUCCUCAGGCCACUUACCAUCGUUCUCCUACUACUCCACGUCGAGGUGUUCCCAUCCACGGGCCGAUGAUGCCAGUUCCCCUCGCACAGCAUCCUGUUCCAAACCCGCACCUCAGCCAGCGAAAUGUCCCCAACCCUAUUGAUACCGCCUUGCGGCGGAGCAGGAGGCCAACGGACAAGAAUCUUCCCGAUGGCGUCGAGGAGGCUGUCAUCGGCGAAGGCGUCACCCAAUACAAGAUGAUGAGAGAUGUCGAAAAACGUUUGGAUGCGGUUAUGAUGAGGAAGAGGUUGGAUAUACAGGAUUCCGUUACUAGAUCUGUGAAAAGGUUCCGAACUUUGCGAAUCUGGAUUUCGAAUACUGUGGAAAACCAGCCGUGGCAACGAGAAUCAGGGCAAACUAGUAGUGGUGCACCCACUGCUGGACGGUACAAGGUCAAAAUUGAAGGAAAACUGCUAGAUGAUGAACUUGAUGCUGCUGAAUCAGAUGAAAGUGACAGCGGGGACGAAGAAACUAAGACAAACGGCAAGAAUGACCCCGAUGUGAUGGAGGAAAACUUAUCAGAGAAGCAGAAAAAUAAGCCCAAUAACCAUGCACACCCACAACGGAAACGCCUGUCGCAUUUCUUCAAGUCGAUAACGAUAGAAUUUGACAAGCCGUCAUCUCCUUGUGUUGCAGAUAUGGCCACUAUCAAUUGGAACAAACCUACCAUACCGCCUAGUUCCAUAUCACUUCCACUCAGUGCGGACUUUGACUCUCUCGAAUUUUCCCGCGUUGCUGAAGUUAACCUGAAUGCCACGAUCAAGCUCGUACGAGAUGAGAACCCCGAACGCUACAAAUUGAGCAAGGAGCUAGCGUCACUCUUGGAUACUGAUGAGGAAGCACGUGGUGGUAUCGUUGUUGGCAUAUGGGAGUAUAUAAAAGCUAUGGGGCUUCAAGAAAAUGAUGAGAAACGCGCAAUACGAUGUGACGAUCGAUUGCAAGCUCUCUUCAACCGAGAGAAGAUGUUCUUCCCUGCCAUCCCGGACAGCGUCAGCGCACACACCUCCCCCCUAGACCCCAUCAAACUCUCCUACACAAUCCGCGUCGACCCCGAAUUCCACAGCAACCCAACACCAACCGUCUACGACAUCCGCGUCGCAGUGGACGAUCCCCUCCGUGCCAAAAUGCUUGCAAUAACCACAACACCAGAAUACCCCAACAUGCUCCGCCAAGUCGCCAAUCUCGACGACCAGCUCGCCCUCAUCAUUCAGGCAAUCACGCAUUCCAAAGCCAGACACGCCUUUUUCCAAUCACUCAGCGAGGACCCGGCCAACUUCAUCAAGCGCUGGGUUAGUAGUCAGAAGCGUGAUUUGGAGGUUAUUCUGGGUGAAGCAACCCGUGGGGGCGGGGAGGAUGGGAGUGGACCGGAGUUUAGACGGGGUGGAACGAAUAGUGCGUGGGAUACGCCUGUUGCUGCAGAGGCGGUGAGGUAUAUGCUUGCAAAGCCAGGUCGGUAG
Molecule: messenger RNA, 1533 nt
Organism: Paracoccidioides brasiliensis Pb18
Exons: 3
Coding region: 1-1533 (510 amino acids)
Biological process (GO): regulation of transcription by RNA polymerase II
Cellular component (GO): SWI/SNF complex; nucleus
Source: RefSeq, a predicted model, not a curated record